AUGUCAUUUUUUGUUAAUAAGGGAGAUGCUUCUCGAAGUGAGCUUCCGAUCAACAACCUGUCUCAACAACUGGGCAAAUUCAGGAAGGAAAAGUCCAAACCGAAUACGGUUCGUUCGAACCCUGGCUUGAUAACAACAAAACAAAAAUCUCAAAACCAAGGGUAAGGUGAAUUUUAAAAAGGCUUAAGGCCCGUUUCAAACGUCAUGCUACUGCCGUGCUGCUGAACUCAAUUCCUAAAUUAUAAAUACAUUAGAAUAUAUUUAAAAGUUUGCUAAACCGUUUCUUUAUUUUUGUGUUUUGUUUUCGGCAACAGCCGUUCUAUUCGACUGAAUUAAAUUCGACGUCCGAAACCAAGUCGUGCUAGUGUCGUGUUGUAGUCGAGCUACAGUCGAGCCAGCUUAUCACGGCAGUAGCACGACGUUUGAAACAGGCCUUACUCAUAGUUACCCGUUUGUUUGAAGCCGGUUAAGGCUUAUUCAGAAUUACACUGAUUUGAAUCUAAAGUAAUUCUAAAUUUGAUACUGGCUGCAGUAUAUGGCUGUAUGAUCAGGGCGGGCCGGUCAAGGUUUUCACAACACGAAAAAAAUUGUUGUAACCUUACACAACAUCUAUAUUCCUUGAUUGAUCCCCAACCCUAAACUCUGCCUAGUUCGCUUUAUCUACCCGUAGAAGAUAAUCUAGGGAGUAGGGAAUUGAGAUUGGACUCAAUUAGUGAUUAUUUUGAAAACCUUUAACUGUUGUUGUGGUCACCUAGGGAGAGUUUAUAUGAAGAGACCAGUCCGGCUAGCCUGGCUGGCUCAAUUUAAUUAACCUGAGAUCAGGCUCUAUUUUCAUUUCUCUUUGUAAAUAACAUUCCGGCGGGUAAGGCAAAAUGAAAAGAGAGCCUGAUACAAACCUUCUGGGAAACGUCUGCUGCCCACUUUUUUGAUCGAUUGACAUUUGCCAAAUGAGCCAACCAAAAUUACUUCUGCUGCAUGCUUUUUUUAGUAUGCAAAUUUUUCAUACAUGAGAAAAUGCAGAAAAUAGCUUUUAUCUUAUUUUCAACUAAAAAUAAAACAGCCAGCGUAGUCAAAUUAUUUAAGUUCUUGCAAGAUUAAAGGAGAUCUUAAAAGUUAUUUCUGUUGGCGUGAGGGUAAAAGUUUUCUGAAAGACGGCAACACAAUGUUCUAGUUUUAAUAUUUUGGCUAGGUGUGCUUAGUUUUUAAAAUACUGAAAUUUCUAUUUUUCCUGUUGUUCACUGAUUUUCAGUACAUGAAUCUUUAAAAAUCUUGGAGUAAUAUAUCGCAAACUUUUUCAAAGGAUAUAUAAAUUAUCUCAGAACAAACUAAAUGAACUCUCAAGUUCAUUUGAUUUAGUCCCGUAAGUAUACUUGCAAUUUGUGACUUUACUAGAAUCCACCGUCUAAGAAAAUGCAUCUUUUAUACAUUCCGGUAAAUAUUGAAUGUCACUUUGGAUAGACGAAACGACACUACUACAACUGCAUGUGCAACUGACCUAUAAACAAAUUGAAAAAAAAUAUUACAAACACACUUUGUAGUUCUGUUGUGUUGUUGUUUUAUUGCAGUUCCCGAAAUCUUACUAAAUUUUAUAAUCUAAAUUAACAAGCAGCCAGCGAGCGAGGACAGCAGUUUCAUUGGCUAAUUUUUUACAAAAAGCGAAGGGAAACGACAAGCCUGUUACCUUAAGACUAGCAGCACUAGCUUUUAUAAUAAUGCCUACAAAAAUUCCUUGAACAGCGAUUCCAAAAAGUUAUGUCUAAUACUUCACAGCUGGUGAUUGAGAUUUCUUUUGCAGUGAGCCUCAGCUUGCGAACCCCAUUCAGAGACGUCAUUCCUGGCUAAACUUUCAAAUGAAACCAGUUUAAACAUGGACAGUAUUUCAACUUGCAUUUGUUUGUUGGUAAAUCAAUAGGCACCUUGUUCGAGCUCAACAACCUGCAGAGAUUCGACUCCACGAUACACUCACAUUAGUUCCAUAAAUUAAGCAAAUGCUGAGAAGAUAUGAACAAACAUCUGAAUUUUCUGAAUUUCCAUGGCAAAAGGCAUAUUUUCCUACCACAGGACUGUAACAAUAAAAAAUACAGCAAAAUCCUUCUCUCCAAUGACAGUGAAUCAUUUGCGAAGAUUUUCUAUUUUUGAGUGCUAUCGGCCAUGUGAGGAAUAAGUGCUUUCAACUUCCGUUGAUUCCAACAGCCAAUCAGAUCCUGUGGCAUUGUUCUAACAGUCAAUCGGCAUUGCAGCGGGAGCACAUAAGAGAGAAUGUAUUAGAACUACUAAAAUUGGGCCUGAUCUCAGGUUACAAUUUAAUGCAUUAUCUCGAUUAGGAAAUAGGGCAUGAGCUGAGCUAUCCAGGUAAAGCGAUCCAACCUGUCUAAAUAAACAGGCCAGUUGAUACUUAGUUAAAAAUAUUUUUAUGCUACAGUUAAUGUACAUAGGAGUUUCUUUACUGUGGGGAACACAGCUGUUUUUAAAGACAUCAUUUUUUAUUGAAGUCUGUCAACCAUACAGUGUACAAGCAAAAUGCCCCUUAUGGGGGUGCCCACUGGGCUUUGGCAACUUCCUUUUGCCUUUAGGCUACAAGAAAAUCCCAGCUGACAAGUUGGUAAAUACAUGAUGAACAUGUCAACCUGGUGUUUAAAUUUAGCUCAUUUGUGAGGAUCUGGAUGGACGGUCAUGAACGAGAAAGGGGUUUGAUGAGAUAAAGACAAUGGAAGUCAAAGAUUGAUGUGAAGUCAUGUUAUGUAUGUCUAGUUACGUUUUUAGCUGCUACAUACGGGCUAAAAAAUUCUUGAAUUCCAGCUCGUCUUUGCCCAGGGCCAUUGCUUGCUUGUAGACUUUAGAUGACAUUUUUAGACCCUUGCCACUUAAAAAGUUACUUGUCCAGUAAAAUAUCUUGUUGUACUGGAUGACCCAACAGGGCUUUUUUCGAGCCUUGUACAGUAUAUAGGUUUUAAAAUCAAAGUUUUUUUCUUGGUGCUGUUUCAUUCAGGUCAUAAAUUCUUGGACUAUUUCCUUUCAGAAAAUUGUUCAAUUUUUUUUCCAAGAAAAACCCAAAGAAGCAGGUGAGAGUAUAG
Molecule: messenger RNA, 3074 nt
Organism: Porites evermanni
Lineage: Eukaryota; Metazoa; Cnidaria; Anthozoa; Scleractinia; Poritidae
Source: the annotation of a GenBank genome assembly